CGCAAGCCUACUGUAAUCAUCACCAUCGGCAUGGCGGGUUCGGGGAAGACGACCUUUGUGCAGCGUCUUAACUCCUACUUGCACACACCGGGGGGCAAAGAACCUGAAAGACAACGCCGUGCGCCGUACCUCGUCAACCUCGAUCCAGCGGUCUCGCACACACCCUACGAAGCCAAUGUCGACAUACGCGAUACGGUAGACUAUAAUGAAGUGAUGCGGCAGUACAACCUCGGGCCUAAUGGGGGGAUCCUUACUGCCCUCAACCUGUUUACGACAAAGUUUGACCAGGUCCUGGGACUGAUGGAACGCAGGGCUGACGAGGUCGACUAUAUCGUACUGGACACCCCUGGGCAGAUCGAGAUUUUCACCUGGUCCGCCUCGGGUGCGAUCAUAACCGACGCGGUAGCAGCAUCAUUCCCCACGAUCGUAGCAUACAUAAUCGACACUCCGCGUACGACCGCCCCUGCAACAUUCAUGUCCAACAUGCUGUAUGCCUGUUCGAUAUUAUACAAGACCCGACUGCCCUUUUUGCUCGUGUUCAACAAGACUGAUGUGAGGGACUGCGGGUUUGCCGUGGAGUGGAUGCGUGAUUUCGAGAAGUUUCAGGAGGCACUUGCUAGUGGUGGCGCGCAGGAGGAAGACUCGGGAAUAGGAGGAUAUGGGCAAGGGAGGGGAGAGCCGACGUAUAUGAACAGUCUGAUGAAUUCGAUGAGCCUGGUCCUGGAUGAGUUUUACAAGCAUCUGACUGCGGUGGGUGUCUCCUCAUUAACAGGAGCAGGGAUGGACGACUUCUUCGUUGCGGUCUCCCAAGCACGAGCGGAGUACAUGCGGGACUACCUGCCCGAGCUGGCACGCCUACAGACAGAGAAGGAGAAGAAGGAAACGGAAAGACGGGAGGGAGAGAUGCAGAAAGUCAUGGCUGAUUUGAAGCUUGAUCCUGAGGGGAAAGGGAUGAGGUGGAGAGAAGAGGGCGAACUUCCGGAAGAGGAGGACGAGGAUGAGGACGAGGAAGAGGAGGAAGAGGAGAUCGAUAUGUCCCGUAGGGGAGAUAUUAUGAACCGCGCAAAGGCGGCGGGUGGCUUGAAGACUGGACCGACGAGCAAGUGGGCAAGACCUGGUUGAUAUUUCUUCCUUGAUAGUAGUGCAUAAGUAGUUUAGAAUUACAAUAUGACU
Messenger RNA from Dacryopinax primogenitus, 1173 nucleotides. RefSeq lists its product as uncharacterized. NCBI's taxonomy places the organism in Eukaryota, Fungi, Basidiomycota, Dacrymycetes, Dacrymycetales, Dacrymycetaceae. The record is from RefSeq and is a predicted model, not a curated record. Gene Ontology annotation, molecular function: GTPase activity. The transcript is spliced from 4 exons. The coding region runs from base 31 to 1122 and encodes 363 amino acids.